Messenger RNA from Perkinsus marinus ATCC 50983, 624 nucleotides. RefSeq lists its product as hypothetical. The transcript is spliced from 4 exons. The annotation marks the transcript as partial. NCBI's taxonomy places the organism in Eukaryota, Perkinsozoa, Perkinsida, Perkinsidae. The record is from RefSeq and is a predicted model, not a curated record.
CUUAUCCUACUACUAUCGGAAUACCACACCUUAUCGAAUAUUAACUAGAAUGCUCAACAGGAUGAGUAUCAUUACAACUAGGCCUUCCCCGCCGCCUCAAUCUACAAUACCACCCAACGUGUCAAUGCUUACUGCACCUGUGCGUUCCUAUCAUGGUUACCCUCGACAUGAUGAUGAAGAUGAUAUUCAGAGGGAUGGUAGCUCAAUAGCAUCAUCAUCAUCAGCAGGAGGAGGAGGAGGAGAUAGCAGUAUGGAUGACACAUUACUUGAAUAUCAUCAUCAUGAUGAUGAUAACACAGAGGACAGUCAUAGCGACACGGAUAUUAAGAGUGAGUAUGUCCAAUCAGUCCGUGGACAUCCAAUUCAUCCGACUACCAUUGGAGUACUACUAUCACCAUAUAAUAGAAUAGGGGAUAGUUAUGUAGCCCUUACAACAUUAGAUAGGACUGUACUACUACUCGACGAAGACGAAGACGACCAAUGAAGAUAUCCUCUAUCCUUUAUAAAGUAGUAAUACUAACUGUACUUGGAUACCGACAUUGGAUAUUGCUUCUGCAAUAACAAGAACAGCUUCAUCAUCAUCAUUAUCACUGCCUCCUCCUUCAAUUAUUGGUGUUAUCAUCU